AGCGGCCCUGCCGCCCAGUUGCGGCUUCUCCGCUGGAUCGUCAGGACGUGGACGCAACGCAAUCUGCCAGCCGAAUGACAACACAAGACAACGGCGAAGCCCGGACGGUUGGAUAGUUGUUCAAACUUUUCUCAUCUGGAAUCCAGUUCAGUGCCGCCGCCGCCUCCGCCGGAUUAUACAUUCCAGUUCCGCUGCUCCCGAGCUGAUGUGUUCAGUCUGACAGGGCUUUUCUCUAUACACACACAGAGACACGCUGGGGUUAUAUAUCAUCGAUCGGAACGGCGGACGGGCCAAACUGAAGCUGCAGAAAACCCAAACAGGACGGCCAACUGAAGCCCAGCAGCUCAGUCUUCUCUUGCAAGCGCGUGCCGCCAGUCGAAACAACUAGCAGUUGCGUGUUGGUCGUCGUCGUCGUUUGUGUGUGUGUGUGUCUACGAACUUGCGCCUGUGCGGACCCCCACUCUGUCUGUGUGUGUUGGUGUUUUGUGUGUAGGCUAUGUGUGUGUUAGAAUGUGACUGUUUGCAGUCGACAAGAAGGAUCCGCACCGGAUAUUGAACCGGAAACCUCUCUCUCUCCCCUCCUAGUCGCCCCAAUAAGUAAUAAGUGGCAAAGAAAUACCAGACAAAAGGUUUUUUUCUUAUUUAACUAGGUCGUUUGGCUAUUACGGAAAGUGAUGUAAUUUUAGAUUGGAAAAAGAAAAAAAAAACGAGAUUACGUACACAGCCAACGAGAUUUUUCCGAUCAUCUCCACGUUGCCAGCAGAUGCCUAUAGAUGCAAUUGCCAAAUGCUCUGCCGGUUUGUGACAUUGGGGCCGACAUUUCUAAUUGGAUUAUUCUUUUGACUGGGUCUUCAAGUUGAUGAGGACGAGCUAAAAGGUCAACAAUUUCCCAUCGCCUCGCCCAAAGUGUGUAGCGAUUAAAGAACUCUGACAAACUCCAUCCUAAAAAAGAGACUGGAACCAACAAACAAACUACCAAAAAAAGAAAAACCAAAAUUAAAUUUCCAACAUGGAAUCGACGCUGUCGGUAGAUAAAAGCCGGCCAGCCGUGCAGCAGCAGCAACAGCCGAAACAGCCGAAACAAGUCGAAUUAGCCGAAUCUGAAGACGUCAGUCAUAACAGCCUCGUCAACGAGUCUGGCAGUUAUGAGCGUCAUGGCUCUUCAUCAUCUGGGCAACAGCUGGGCGCCCAGCAGCUUCCUCUCGAGCCCGGGCUACUCGUCUCGUACCAAGUCAAAGCCACCAAAUCGGUUCUCUUUGACACCCGUUCCACGACUCACGCUCACAACAAAAAAGUCCAAUCAGUGGCCGACUGUUGGCGCUGGAUGGUGCGCGGAAGCAAUCUCGUCAAAGUUCGACCCAACGGUCGUACUUACAAUCGCUUCUUUUCACUCGACGAGGACCUCUCUUGCAUCCGCUGGGUCCCCACCAGCAAGAAAGCAUCAAAAGCAACCGUUCCGAUUUCGAGCAUCCGUGAAGUGCGCUCCGUUCACACGUCGGAGGUUCUAGGACAAGGGACUUCAUCGGUGCCGACGUCGGGCGCAGGUGCCGCCGCCGCUGCCGCCGCCGCUUCGGCCACUUCGUCGGCUUCUUCUGUUUCGGGCGUCGGCGUCGGCUGCGGCGCUUCGUCGCUCGACUGGACCUUUUCCGUCAUCCACGGCGACGAUUUCUCCUCUCUGGAUCUCAUUGCGUCUUCAGCUGAAGAGGCCACCAUCUGGGUCACCGGCCUCAAUGCCCUCCUCGGCACCCACUUAUCGCCGAAUGCGCUGGGCGAAACGGAUGUGCUGCGAGAGCGCUGGCUGCGAGAGGCUUUCGAGAGAGCCGUUUCGGAUACUUCGGCCUCUAUCAAUGAGAUCGACAAUACCGACGAGACAUCUUCCAACGCCUUACUCAACCUAGACCAAGAUGCUGCCAUGGCUCUCCUGAAAGAGAUCAACGCCGACUUGGCUGCCAGCCGAAUACGUCAGAAAAUGGCGGAGUUUGACUCGAUGAAAUCUCCCGCCGAUCGCGGGCGGAUCAAUAGCGACGAGUUUGUCACCAUGUUCCAAGAGAUGGCCACCCGGCCGGAAAUCUAUUUCCUUCUCAUACGCUUCGCCAAUCGUGAUUAUUUCACAGCCGACGACUUUCUCCACUUUCUCGAGUGUGAACAAGCGAUGACGGGCGUGACGUUGGAAAAAUGCUGUCAAUUGAUCCAGCUCUAUGAGCCGUCGUCGGAAGCCAGAGCAGACAAUCAACUAUUGCUUGACGGAAUGACGCGCUUUCUACUGUCGGAAGAGGGUGACAUUUUUCAUCCGCUGCAGAUGCACGUCCACCAGGACAUGACUUUCCCCAUGUGCCAUUACUUCAUUUCAUCGUCGCAUAAUACCUAUCUGUUGGAGGACCAACUGAGGGGACCUUCGUCGGUGGAAGGCUACGCUCGCGCUCUCCAGAGCGGAUGCCGCUGCAUCAAAAUCGACGUGUGGGACGGUCCCGAAACGCCCAUUGUCUAUCACGGUAACACAUUGACUACCAAAAUCGCCUUCUCCGAUGUAGUGUCUGUCAUCGCCCAAUUCGCCUUCGAAGCCUCCAAGUAUCCACUUUUCGUCCACUUGGAGAACCACUGUUCAAUAUCGCAACAGAAAACUGCCGCCCGGAUCAUAACCGAACUCUUUGGAUCAGCCCUUCUGAGAGCCUGCGACAAGCCUCUGACUUCAACCAGUCCGGAAGAUCUCGUUGGCAAAAUCAUCAUUUUCGGCAAGAAAUUCGGGAGCGAUCAGAUGGAAGACGGCGGAGAAGUGACGGACGAGGACGAAGGAGCCGAAACGAACCGGACCCGAGCCGGGCGGGUGGGGCAAGCCUCGCGUCGGCUGCGGAUUUGUCGCGAGCUAUCUGAUCUGAUUGCCUUGAAUCGUGGCAGCAGCAUUAAAUUACCCAGCAGUCGCGACAAAAAAAUAUUGCAGCAGUGCGGCUAUUCGCUGAGUGAAAGCGCAGCGUCUCGAUUGCACGCCAGCAGUCCCGGGAUGUGGACGGAAAUGGUCCAGCGCUCAUUGCUGCGCGUCUUCCCCAAUGGCAGCCGAGUCGAUUCCAGCAAUUUUAGUCCACUAGAAUUCUGGAAUGCCGGAGUGCCGAUGGUUGCGCUCAACUUCCAAACUCCCGGUCUGAUGAUGGAUUUAUACGAUGGCAAGUUCCGCCAGAACGGCGGAUGCGGAUACGUUCUCAAGCCUGCCAUGAUGCGCCAGCCCGGCUUUAGCGUUCCGUCAAGCCUUAGAGAAAGUGCGCCCAUUUCACCGCCUCAGCUUCUGCGAAUCCGGAUUAUUAGUGGCCAGCAACUGCCCAGGCCAAGAGGUUCGGCUGCCAAGGCGACUAUUGUCGAUCCUUAUGUACUUAUUCAAAUCUAUGGCAUUCCAAUCGACUGUGCCGAGAGAAAGACGCGGACGAUUCCUGACGAAGGGGAUUGUCCCAUCUUCGAAGAAAGUCUCGAGUUUUAUAUUCACCAUCCGGAAAUGGCGCUCAUCCGUUUCAUUGUUCUGGAUGACGAGUUUAUCGGCGACGACUUUAUCGGCCAGUACACCAUUCCAUUCCCUUGCAUUCGGCCCGGCUACCGACAUGUUCGAUUAUUAUCCAACUUGGGCGAGGCGCUGGAAAACACGACGCUCUUCGUUCACGUUGCAGUCAGCGAGAAAUGGGCGGGAGAGUUAUUACCCAAGAACCGUAGCAAACACGGCAAGAAACAAGCAGUGAUUCGAAUGACCGGCUUAAGGCAGCUCGACGAACAUUUCAAGAGUUCAAUCGGAGCCAUGGUGGAAUCGUCGAGGGCUCGCAACAACGUUGCCCAGGCGUUAUUCGAGCUCCGCUCCGAAUGCGGUCUUCCCAUUACGUCCAACGUCAAGCAAUGUCUGCGCGUUCUGCUCCAGCGCUUAGCCAAUUGCCCGGAAGUCGUCAGCUGUCAACUCAGCUCAGAGAAUGUGUUUCCCGUUUUGAAAAUUGAGACCAAUAGCGGAGGCGGCGUGAGCAGCGGCGGCAACGGAUUGGGCAACUUACCAACACCUCUGUACCGUACGCUGGUGGCCUUUGAGAAAUCGAUACUGGAAUGCCACUUUUUGAGGGACAAGAGCCCUGCCAUCUUACGUGAGUUGGAAGAAGUCCUGCAGGCCCUGUCCCAAUUUCCCGACCAUCUCGACACCCUGAUCGAACAGGCCGGAUUAAAAGGAAAGCAAUCGGCUCGGGUCUACGACGUCCACGGAUGGAACCUAAGCCUCAUCACCACUCACGUGGAAUUACUCCGUCAGUGCCAAAGGGAUUGCGGAUUCAUCCUCGAUCAGAUCCGGAGCGCCAACAUUUCGCUGGACGGAUUGAUCCGACACAAUUCUGAGCGAUGCUCCCAGCAUCUUCAGGUGGUGUUGUCGUCGUCAUCCGGAUUCGGGACUGGCGAUGAAUCAGGAGGCGGUCCGCUAUCUUCGACGUCAUCGCCGGCCCGCUCCAACGGCAACGCUGCCCACUUGCAGCUCUCCAGAUGCACCACGUCACCGAUGCAGGCGAAUAGUGAAGACGUUCAGAAGCUGUCCGAGCCCAAGUUGAAGGGAAUCCUGAAAAAAUCCAGCUCGGCUCAAGACAUUACAGCCCCGACGGAUGGGUACGUAAUAACAUCUAAUCACGCUGGCUCAGCAGCCGCCGCAACAGCAGGCCAUAGCCCCCACAACCUGUACAACAGCAGUCCCAGUCCAAGUGGUAGUAGCUGUACCGUAGCGCCGCUUGCAUCCAUGGCCAGCAGCAUUAGCAGUAACAGCAGCGAUGACGGUGCAGCCACAUCGGCUUCUUAGGUAUUGAAUCCACACUCUCUCUGGAUGGAUGCGAUCCAUCCGCAUCCAUCCACGCGUCAUACCCUGCUCAUUUCGUCGAUUGUUCGAUUUCAUAACCAUUCCAUCAAAAGAUACAAUGCUGCUUCCUUCAAUAAGGACUUUGGGACACCUUCCUAUAUAAUCACGACACGUUUGAUUCAGUCAUCGCCACCGAAUCAUUCCGGCCUAUUCAUUGAAGAGUGCAAUAGUGCAUUUUGAGUAGAUAUAGGCCUUCAUAAUAUUACUUCACUAGUCCAUCUAGUCUCUCCUUUUUUUGGUUGCCGUUCUCAAUGGAUAUUUUUGUUUGUUCUUUUUAUUUUUGGUUGUCGUUUCUGGUACCGUAGUUUGUCUGUUAGCCAAAAUUUGAU
Daphnia pulex (common water flea) is the source of this 5184-nucleotide messenger RNA. RefSeq names its product inactive phospholipase C-like protein 1. Gene Ontology annotation, biological process: intracellular signal transduction; lipid metabolic process. Bases 1010 to 4798 code for a protein of 1262 amino acids. Gene Ontology annotation, molecular function: phosphatidylinositol-4,5-bisphosphate phospholipase C activity. The record is from RefSeq and is a predicted model, not a curated record. NCBI's taxonomy places the organism in Eukaryota, Metazoa, Arthropoda, Branchiopoda, Diplostraca, Daphniidae. The transcript has 19 exons.